This is a messenger RNA of Catharus ustulatus (Swainson's thrush), 4317 nucleotides long. RefSeq names its product kelch repeat and BTB domain containing 11 (gene KBTBD11). The transcript has a single exon. Bases 1 to 1773 code for a protein of 590 amino acids. Lineage: Eukaryota; Metazoa; Chordata; Aves; Passeriformes; Turdidae. The record is from RefSeq and is a predicted model, not a curated record. Gene Ontology annotation, molecular function: protein binding.
AUGGAGGGCAGCGGCGCGGCCCCCGAGGAGGAGGAGAGCGGGGCCGCGAACGGGGCUCCCCCGCCGCCGCCGCCGCCCACGCCCGCCGCCCCCUGCGGCUUCAGCUCCUCCCUCUGCUUCAGCGCCGCCGCUGCCGAGCCGCAGCCGCCCGCGGCCGGCGGCCGGGUGGUGCAGAGCCAGUGGGAGAUCAACAACGCCGCCUGCCCGCCGGAGGAGGAGGAUGAGGAGGUGGUGGGGCCGCGGGAGCGGCCGCCGGAGGAGCCCGACCUGGUGAUCGAGGUGUCGGGCCGCCGCAUUCGGGCGCACAAGUCGGUGCUGGCGGCCAAGAGCGACUAUUUUCGUGCCCGCGCCUCACGGGACGUCCUGCGGGUGAAGGGGGUGAGCUACGGGGCGCUGCGGCUGCUCAUCGACUACGUGUACACGGCCCGCAUGGGCGAGGUGCGGCACGACAACCUGGCUGAGGUGGUGAGCGGCGCCCGCGUCCUCCAGAUGCCCUGUGCCCUGCACUGUGCCGCCGAGGCCAUGCGCGCCCAGCUCUGCCUCGGCAACUGCUACCAGCUCCUCUGCCUGGCCAAGAAGCAGCGGCUGGCGGAGCUGCGGGAGGCUGCCUAUCGCUUCAUGAGCGACCAUUACCUGGAGGUGCUGCGGGAGCCCAGCGUGUACGGCCGCCUCAGUGGCGCUGAGCGGGACCUCAUCCUGCAGCAGCGCAUGGAUGCCGGCCGGCCCUGCUUGCUGGUGGCCGAGGUCAGCGACGCCUUCGAACGGCCGGGUGGUGGCAGCCGGCCACAGAGCCGCGAGAGCAGUCGGCCACAGAGUCCCUCCUCCGUGGUGUCGCUGGAGGAGAGUGGCUCCCUCAUUCACUGCUACCACGAGGCCAGCGGCGAGUGGAGGGUGCUGACACGCCUGCCCGAGGAGGCCAAUGCCAAGGGCUGCGCCAUGUGUGUCCUCCACAACUACCUCUUCCUAGCAGGGGGCAUUGUGACCGGGCCGGCGGGCAGCGAACCCAGGGCUCGCCUUUCUGACAAGGUCUUCUGCUACAACCCCCUGACUGACACCUGGAGCCAGGUGCGGCCGCUGGCUCAACCCCGCUCGCAGCUCAAGCUGCUGGCCCUGGAUGGUUACCUCUAUGCUGUGGGGGGCGAGUGCCUCUUCACUGUGGAAAGAUAUGACCCGCGGGCCGACCGCUGGAGCCCUGUGGCACCUCUGCCCAAGGGUGCCUUUGCUGUCGCUCACGAGGCCACCACUUGCAAUGGGGAGAUCUAUGUGUCAGGAGGCUCCCUCUUCUACCGCCUGCUCAAAUAUGACCCCAAGCGAGACGAGUGGCAGGAGUGCCCUUACAACAGCAGCCGCCGGCGCUCUGCUGACAUGGUGGCCUUCAAGAGCUUCAUCUACCGCUUUGACGUGAGCAGUGGCCGUGGUGGGGAGCAGGGCCCCGGCGGCGGGACGAGCGGCGGUGUUGAAGUUUUCCGGUACAACACAGUGGCCAAAUGCUGGAGCCAGUGUGCCAGCCUGCGGCCCAGCGGUGGCCCCAUCCAGCCCUUCCGCUGUGCCCCCUUGGGCAACACCAUCUACUGCGUCAACCGGACCGGCACCCUUCGCUUCAGCCUAGCCCAGGACGGUGAGGUGGAAGCAGAUGGUGGGCUCAAGGGCACCUUUGACAGCGAGCUUCUCAAAGCUCCCUUGGAUGCCAAGGGUGUCCUCCUACCCUUCGUGCUUACCCUGCCUGAGAGGCUGGACAAAGCGGGGGACCAGGAAGGCUCCCUCCCACUUUAAGGUGGCCAACCUGGCUCUGGCUUCCUAGCAGGGGAAUUGGGUUGCAGAUCCACAAACUCCCAUCUGCAGAGGGGACUCUCUCUAUUGUGUUUGCAGAGAAAAGGGACUUCCCCUUUCCUCCUCUCUGGUCUCAAGAUGUUGAGCUGGUUUUAACUCAGUUGUAACUCUUCUCAUGUUUGCUGUGCUUUGUGUGAAAAGCCAAGCACACAAAAGUAAAAGCUGCUAUAAAGGAUAAUCUCUGGAUUAUGUUUGUGCCAAUCCCCAAUCUGUGUAAAACGUUUAUACACCUGAAUUUCUAAAAUAUUCUGACAACAAUGUCAUAAUGGGACGUUAGUGUUGGUUGUGUGUUUACAUGUAGUUGCUAUCUGGGCUGGAGCCUUUUCUGUCAUUUGUGGUUUUUUUCCCUCUGGGAUGAUACUGAGGGAUAAACAUUGCUGGCAACAUAGUUUAGCUGCAUUUGUUUUCAUGUUAAACCAACUAUUUCCUGUGUUUAAAAAGUAUAGGAAGAGCAUUUCCAUCACAGCCUUUCAUUUCUGGUGCAAUAGAUGGUUUAAGGAAGCUGUGGCACUGUGUUAGUCCCAGGAAUUUCAACCACAGAUGAUUUAACAGAUACCAAACUUAAUGUUUUAAGUAACACAAAUGUGUGCCACAUGUUUUACUUGGAAUACAAAGAAAAAGAAAAAAAAGUCAAGUUACCUUUAUAAAAUGUGGCAUUUUGUGGUAGAUAUGAAAUGUUGAUAUGUUCUUUAUUUGAUAAAGGCAAUGGUUUCUGUAUGAAAAAAUACUUUUACUUUUUUUUUUUUUUUUUUUUUUUGAUCACAGAUUUUAAAUUAAAAAUGAACUGAAGCUGUUCAGACUGCAACCAGUUUUCAUGACCAUGUAUGCCACUAGAUCCAGGGAAAGGCUUUGUACUUCAUAUGCUCUUUAGUUAACUGCAGGUCAAGGAAGGUUAGCCUAAAACGACCUGUGGCAAAAAGUCUUUCCCCACUUAUUUGAAGACCAUCAAAAGGGGACAUGGAAAAUAGGAAUGUGCUACACAUGUUCAUUAUAUUGUGCACUAGCAUGAUGUUUUUUCCCUGUCUUUUGAUUGAGAGACUACUUUAUUUAUUUUGAACUAAUGAUUGCUGUAAUCAAUAAGUCCUUGUUAAUUGCAGUACGUGCUGAUGGCAUACACUGUCAUUGUGAUUUUAAACUGCCCAGGAGUGUUGUUUGUGGGGCAGCAUCCAAAUGAGGCAAAACCAUACAAAACUUCUUCCUGCCUGUGGAAAGUUGGAGCACACUUUUUGUCAUGUUAUUCAGAACUGGAAAACAAAAAAUGUCUGCACAGACAGACUAUAUUGAAAAGGGCACAUGCGUUUAUUUUAUACAUUUUAUAUUUUAAAGAAAAAUCAAUAGGCAAGACAAAUGUUCCAGCUUUGUGGUAAAUCACUGAAAAACCUUUUCAGAAAAAAGAACCUGUGUUUUUGCUGGUACAUUUCUAUAUAUUCAGCAUGGACUUGUAUGGACUGUGGAAGAGAAUUGUUGAUACUCAAAGCUCUAGUACAGAUUGAUAUUUUAGAAUGACAUGGGGACCUUGCAUCAAAAAAAGCAGAUAAUUUUAUGUUUUAUUACGAUGUUUUUUGUUAAACAGGACUUUAGCAUUCUUACGCAUAAUUGCUAGUUCCAAAGGAAGGCAGCAGGCUCUGUCCUGUGAGACACCGUCUGUACAAAAGAGAAUAGUGAACUUCAUAGAUAAUUCUUUCCUUCACUUUAAUGUUUGGGGCUUUUUUUUCUCUUCUCAUUGUUGUUGCACAGGGUUUUAAUGCAGCUAAUCUGGUUAGUCAUUCUGUAGAAAACAGUGGUCCAGUCCUAGAAGUUCUUAGCCAAGUGAGCCUGUUCCCUAGUGAGCUAAUUAAAGCAUCAGCCAGGCAGGAGCUGUAAGCCUGUGGAGUGUGACAUUUAUCUUAGCCUCAGUACAGGUUGGUGCAGUGGAAUUUAACAUCCUUCACAGAAUAUUUGAUUUAAUUCUCAGACGAGAAUCCUUGGAAAUAUUGACUCUAAAUUAAAUUACAGCAUUGUAGCUUGAGCAGGAAAGAAAAAUUACAUGUUUGCUUUCAGCAUAAUUUUUAUAUUAACUGUAGAAAUUAUUUCAAGCUGUGUAGUGCAAUGCUUAGGUGCAUACCUAGAGUAGAGAUGUAAGUGCUAGGCCAGAUUUUGAAAUAGUAGCAUCACCAGGAACACACACAAGGAAAUGUCUGUUUUAUCUUGCAAUACAACACAGUCUCAUCGCUUCAAGACUUACGUAGUAUAGUUCUUAUACUACAGCGCAGUUGAGGUAUCAAGCCAGGUUUUGCAUUCCUAUUAAUUAAGCAUUAAUUUAGCACUUUCAUUCUGCUAAUGCAUGAAAAUGCUUCUAAAUGAGUUUUGGGAAGUUUCCAUGACUUAAGAUGUGACAAUAAUCCACAAACUUUUGGGAUAGAAUGAACCAUAUAUUUUCUUCCAAUAUUUAUUGCUGUACACUAUGAAGAAAAACAUUUAGAAGUAAGUUCUGCAGUUAUAAGUGUU